UAUAAACUCUGUGUGACUUCCUCUGAGCUCUGCGGCUCCGGUACACGGGUCCUGUCACAAACCAUUUCACCGCACUCCCCGUUGAUGGGAUUACCGGGAGGGAAGAAAGAGAGAGAGAGAGAAAGAGAGCACGUUGCAGCGCGCCGUGCCAACCCAACACCUGAUCCUGUUCCUCCCCGGUAGUCUGGGGAUAUAACGCCACCGGGUACUGUAGGGAGGGAGGGAGGGCGGACCCGGAGGAUGUGACGUCCUGGCACCGGGGGGGAGAGAGAGAGGAGAUUGUACCAUAUCCAGUAAGUGCUCCUCGUUAACGUUGAUGUUUGGUGAGGAUUAUCCGGGCUGCAGGAUGGACUGAGUGAACGCGAAGGGCGAAGACGCAGAGAGGACCCAGAGCCUUGACCCACCACCACCACCACCCUCCUCCUCCUCCCCUCCUCCAUCAGUCAAACCAUGGAUCUAACUUUCAUCCUGUCCGCUGCCAUCUUCACUCUCCUCGCCAUCGUGGUCGCCACCUCGCUGCUCAACGGAUCCUCGCCCACGGCGGAGUUCGCCAACGCGUAUUUUGGACACCGGGGAGGAGACGCGUCGGCACCGGGAGUAGAUCCGCCGAGGCUGAACGGCCACGUACCGGACGGGAAGAGCAAGAACAACAAGAAGAGCAAGAAGGCGGAGGACGACUGGUGUGAGAUGAGCGGGAGCACACACGACCACUGGGAUGUGGUGAAAUCUGUGCUUUCAGAGGAGGCACAUCCUCAUCCUCACAUUGAAGAACUGGCAACCCCAGUUGAGCACUCCUCCUCCUCCACGUCCAUGAGCUUAGAGACUGAAGGAGCCACAGAGAGCCCGGGGAUCAACGAUAAAGUCGAAUCAAAUGACGGCGAGUGCUUGAAGUACAUCCCCGGAAAGGCGCGAUCCCACCACUUGCAAAUGAUGAUGUCCACAGAGGAACUGCAGGAGGAGCAGAG
Morone saxatilis (striped sea-bass) is the source of this 965-nucleotide messenger RNA. RefSeq names its product matrix-remodeling-associated protein 7-like. The record is from RefSeq and is a predicted model, not a curated record. NCBI's taxonomy places the organism in Eukaryota, Metazoa, Chordata, Actinopteri, Moronidae.